UUGCCUGGGUGUAUCAACGUAACAGAAAGUCCCAGUCUGCGGCUCUAGCGGCAGGUUUUUUUCGACUUACAUGACGGCUUUGCUGAAAAUAAGAUGCCCUGUGAGGUUCUGGACCCGUUCUUAGCACGGGAAGUCGGACAAGUGACUUCAUCGUGAUUUCACCCCGACCUGAGACACCUGUUGCUCCAGUAUCGACAGACAGGUGUCUUCGUCUCAAACAGGGAGCAGAGCGGGGUCGAGAGGGAGAGACACUACCGAAACUCGGAUAAACUAUCUCCAAAAGAACAUUUGAAUUGACAGCCGCCAUGAAAGUUACAGUAACUUUCGGGGACACGUCAGUGGUGGUCCCCUGUAAAGCUGGGUGGACCGUCCGGGAUUUAGUCGACCAAGCCACGCGGAGAUACCGCAGGAUUCUGGAGCAGGUAGUCCAGCAUGGGGAGACUGCAGUGAACACCCACCACUUGGAGUACGUUGACGGAGGGAUCCUGGACAUGGACGACCUGCUGAUUGAUCUAGUGGAAGACAGAGACAAGCUGGUAUCGGUGUUUGACUCGCGGCGCGGGAGGACCGACAGUCCCAGAGAGACCAUGUCCAACGGCUACUCCAGUGCCGCCCCCAGCCCCGAACCUCUCCAAUACACUCCCCACCUGGAGAACCGGGAGCCAAUCAGAGGCGAGAUUGAAGUCAACGAGGCCGUCCUCAAAGCCAGCACCCCUCUGUUGGUGAGGAGCAGCAGUGAUUCAGCCUUGGCCCCGUCCCAUGAGGUGAGCCCCGACGACCACAGCAGCAGGUCUUCUGAAGUGGAAAUUAACAAUGUACUGAAAGGAGCGUUGGACCGACUACGCACCAACGAACCACCUGCUAAGAUGAGCUUUGUAAACUUCAGCACCCUGACAAGGCUAGUGGAGUUUCCAGGUGACUGGGGACCCCUGGGUAUCCAUGUGAUCCCCUACUGCUCCUCUCUCAGUGGACGGACCCUGGGCCUGCACAUUAAAGGCAUCGAGGAAAACAGCCGGUCCAAGAGAGAGAAUAUCUUCCAGCAGGAUGAGUGUAUCGUAAAAAUCAACGGCACACCGCUCCACGACAAGACCUUUACGCAGUCACAGGAAGUGUUCCGCCAGGCCAUGAGCACAUCGUUGGUGCGUCUAGAGGUCCUUCCCCAGGCCAACAAGCCGCGCUACGAGAAGAGCCUGAUAGGUCAGCUUUUCACUAGCGACAGCAAAGACUCUUCUGCAAAAGCAAAGAGUCCGAUGGUGGCCAAAACCAACUCCCAACCAGAACCCCAAAAAGAUACCAAACUGAACACCAAACUAGAAGUAAGGCCCCAAGACACGCGUGCCAAGACCCCAGAGCCAGCUGUGGUAAACCCAUCACCAGCAGAGCUUCAGCCUGGGCACGGCUCCCUGGAGAGAGUCUCUCCCACACCUCCAACCAGGGCGGCGAGCUCCUCCCCAACACCCAGGCCCCGAAGCCAGAGCCCCCUGGCCAGUAAAAGCCCUGCUCCUGGCAUGGCCAGCCUUUCCAGCAAAAAGGGCGGCAAGAAGAUCAGAAUUGACCUGAAGAAAGGCCCGGAGGGUUUGGGCUUCACCGUGGUAACCCGGGACUCCUCGGUGCACGGGCCAGGGCCAAUCCUGGUGAAGAACAUCCUGCAACGCGGAGCAGCCAUCAAAGAUGGCCGCCUGCAGCCUGGAGACCGCGUCCUGGAGGUUAACGGAGUAGAUAUGACAGGCCGUAGCCAGGAGGAACUCGUUGCCAUGCUGCGCAGCACCAGGCAGGGAGAGAGUGUGUGUGUGGUUGUGGCACGGCCGGAGGACAUCUUCCUUCCUCGGGAACUGAAAGGUGAAGAGGUCAGCAGUCUGGUGUUGGAGGACGGCAGGGAGCAGCUGAUGUACGAGAUCCCCCUCAAUGAAUCGGGUUCGGCCGGCCUGGGGGUCAGCCUGAAGGGCAACAAGUCCAGAGAGACCGGAGAGGACCUGGGCAUCUUCAUCAAGUCCAUCAUCCACGGGGGGGCCGCUCACAAGGACGGCCGCUUGAGCGUAAAUGACCAGAUGAUAGCGGUGAACGGCGAGUCGCUGCUCGGUCGCUCCAACCACGCUGCCAUGGAGACGCUGAGACGCUCCAUGUCGUACGAGGGGAACGCCAGGGGCACCAUCCAGCUCGUUGUGCUCCGAGCACCCCUACAGAUGGACAGUGCCAACCCUGAACCAAACCCAGCUACAAAUGGGUCCUCCACCCAUCAACUGAACAACAAUAAAGGCUCCAGCUAUCAGGAGCCACGGGGCCACAGUGCAUACCAGGGGCCCUCAGGGCCCUCCAAACCCCCGUACACAGAGCCCACUAUGAACGGCGCAGGUCACGCUCCAAAGACAACCAACAACUAUGCGUACGGCAACUCUGGAAGUGCUCCGUAUCACGCUGCGGCCGCCAAUGGCAGCUACGGUCACUACGGCAACAACGAAGAGGAGUUUGAGGACGGCUUCCCUCCGCCACCCUCCCCUAGCACUGUGGAAGAAAUCAAUAGAUCCUUACUACGCCACAGUGAGGUUCAGAUGCGGUCCAGGAGCGGUCCAGGAGCGGUCCCGGCAGGUUUCUACUCAGACGACGUCAACAGACCUCGCAACAGAGCGUCCAAGAGCAUGGACCUGGUGGCUGAUGAGAGCAACAUGGGCUCACUGGUCGGGCAGAGGAACGAUCCGUCAGCUGACGGAGCGCUGGGCCCGACCCUGGGCCUGUGGAAGUCCAGCUCCCUGGAGAGUCUCCAGACGGCCAUGUCGGAGGCCAAGCAGAGUCACAGCCAGGCCCAGGUGCCCUUCCACCGGCCGCGGCCACACAUGGUCCGGGGCCGGGGGGCCAACCAGAGUUUCCGUCUCGCCAUCGACAAGUCCUACGAUGGCCCUUCUGAAGACGACAUGUCGGAGGAGAGCUCCGGCCUUGAAACACCCGCCAGCGGCUCCUCUCGCCAGGACCUGGACAUAGAGGACGGCAAGACGGAGAAGAAGAAGACAAAAGGGAAGAAGAAAGAGAAAAAGAGCAAAGGGAAGAAGAAAAUAGAAGAUUCUGUGGAUGAUCCGGAGAAGAAGACCAAAAAGAAAGGAUUUGGCCUCUUAAGGUUUGGUAAGAAGAAAGACGACAAGAGCAAAGAUGCUGCCAAAGCCUCCAAAAGCAAACUGGACGCCCUAAGUGAAGAGGAGUUGGACAGGAUUCCCGACCAAAAGGACAGCUACAAUCCGCAUUACGCCGAGAUCCACUCCGGCCGCUUCACUCCCGACGUCGAAGACGACGACAGCGACCCCAACUACGCCCGCAUCAACAACUUCCGACAGCCGCCCUCGCCCCAGUCGUUCGUCAGUCGCACGCCCUCCCCUGCGGCGCUCCCCUCCAACCCGCUGCAGGCCUCCGCCGAGGAGCUGGAUGGGCUCUACGCCAAGGUUAACAAGUCCAGACCGCCGCCUGCUCUACAGAACCAGCAUCAAACCCAGGCGGACAGCGAUCAGCGUCUCCAGGGGCUGCGUAGGGAGUACCAGCAGGCCCGAGCCGCUCCGGGCUACGACGAGCUGGACGCCGCACGACGCAGAGUCCUGGAGCACGAUCCACACCGGAUGGCACCCAGAGGAGCUGAGUCUCGACCCGUGCCCCGCUACGAAGAGGUGGACCAGCAGUACUCCACACAGCCCCGGAGGGAUCCAUAUGAUUAUCCCACCCACUCCAGACCCGUGCCCAGAGAACCAGCCCCCUACUCCGGCCACUACCACGACCCUCCUGCUUCCAACCAGCCCGGCCAUGUGCAGCUCCCCCAGACGGGCCCACAGUCCCAUCAGACGCCCAGCAACCCGCGCUACUACCCCUCAUCUCCCCAAGCAGGACCGCAGCACCGCGCAGCCCUACGGCAGGACAUCCCACCUUCGCCCACUUCAGGCCGCAGAAUGCGGCACACCUACGAAGCCGUUGGAGGACGAGGAGACGGAUACCGGCAGCGCAGCCCCGGCCGCUACACCAGCCCCGAGCGCUACAGAGACGAGAGACAGCCCGACCCAAGGCGGAAGAACCCCUUGAUAGAUGCAGUGUAAAAACCCCUCCUGAGGGACAGACCCCUCUCAUCUUAGCCUAAAAGUGCGAGGAGAUGGAGUCAGUCGUACAAAGAAUAUAAAUAACUCUCAAAACAUGUGUUUCCAGAUUAGGGAAACAUGAUAUAAACCGCCUAGGCUGCCAAUGUGGAUAAGUGAGACUUUGCCAUAUUAAUUUAUCUGAUCAAGAACGCUGAAAGCAAUAAGUGACAAGCUGAGAGGCUAAAAAAAGGCUUAUUUUCAGAACCAUCUGGUCAUACCUCUCUUCACAGGCCAAGACAGAUUUAACAAGUACUACAACGUGUGUGUGUGUGUGUCUCUGUGUGUGUGUGUGUGUGUGUGUGUGUGUGU
Molecule: messenger RNA, 4415 nt
Organism: Etheostoma cragini (Arkansas darter)
Lineage: Eukaryota; Metazoa; Chordata; Actinopteri; Perciformes; Percidae
Gene: pard3ba
Product: par-3 family cell polarity regulator beta a
Exons: 25
Coding region: 306-4067 (1253 amino acids)
Biological process (GO): microtubule cytoskeleton organization; establishment or maintenance of epithelial cell apical/basal polarity; intracellular protein localization
Cellular component (GO): apical plasma membrane; apical junction complex; adherens junction
Molecular function (GO): protein binding; phosphatidylinositol binding
Source: RefSeq, a predicted model, not a curated record